Ostreococcus tauri is the source of this 1761-nucleotide messenger RNA. Its product is annotated as Multi antimicrobial extrusion protein. The record is from RefSeq and is a predicted model, not a curated record. Gene Ontology annotation, cellular component: membrane. Bases 1 to 1761 code for a protein of 586 amino acids. Gene Ontology annotation, biological process: transmembrane transport. Lineage: Eukaryota; Viridiplantae; Chlorophyta; Mamiellophyceae; Mamiellales; Bathycoccaceae. Gene Ontology annotation, molecular function: antiporter activity; xenobiotic transmembrane transporter activity. The transcript has a single exon.
AUGAAUGUGCGCGCGACGCACGCGCGCGCGCGCGCGCGCGGCGACGGCGCGCGACGUAAGAGCGUCGAACGUCCCGGCGCGCGCCUCGAGCGCGUUCGAACGUCGACGCCUCGUCGCCGCUCGCGCGUUCACGCGGCCGCGAACGCGGUCGAGCGCUCGCGUGAGGAUGAUUGGGAUGAAGAUGCAUCUACGGAGCGCUCGAGUGAGGCGAACGUACCGGAGACGACGGAGGACGGGUCGGUCAUCGAUGCGCCAGGGGAGACGGAGGAAGCCGAGGCGAGCGUGCGGGACUUGGCGAGGUUCACUCUGCCCACGAUGGCGAUCUGGCUGUGCGAUCCGUUGUUGUCGUUGGUAGAUACGAGCGUGGUCGGGACGUUCGCGGGAACGUUAGAGCUCGCAGCGAUCGCGCCGGGGUCGGUGUACGCCGGGUACCCGGCGUACCUGCUGUGCACCGGGUUCGCAGUGGCGACGACGAGCAUGGUCGGGCAGGAUCGUCUGACGGAGGCGAGGCUAGAUCGAGAGGAUGAGGCGGAGCGGACGGUGAGCGCGGCGGUGUUGAGCGCGUCAGUAGCGGCGAUUUUAGGGGGAGCGCUCUUGGUGGGGGUGAUGAAGCCUGCGCUCUCGGCGUACGUGGGGGCAGCAAAUGUGGCGCUGAUGCCGUACGCAAGCGCGUACGCGUUCAUUAGAAUAUUGGCACUGCCGGUGGGAUGCGUCAACGCAGUCGUUGAGGCGGCGUUUUUGGCCGUGCGCGAUCCGUGGACGCCGCUCAAGGCUGUGACGCUGACGACGGUGUUGAACCUCGUCCUCGAUGUGAGCUUCGUCGCGGGGUUCGGGUGGGGGGUCGCCGGCGCCGCCGCGGCGACGAGUAUGUCGCAGGUGAUUACGAUGGUGCUUCUUCUGCAGGCGCUCGUGCGUAGGGGAUCUCAGGUGGACGAGAUGAAGAAGUUACUCAAGUCGAGACAGUUUAGGGAUCCGCGCACGGUGAAGAACACGGGCGCCCCCGCGCUGAGGCUGCCUUUCCAGAAGCCCAGGCCGGGAUUUUACACUCGAUUGAGAAAAAUAUCGGUCCCGGUAAUGGUUGUGGCUCUGAUCAAGUGCAUCUUUGUCGGUUGGAUUGUGCGCUCGGCUACAGCGAUCUCUCCGGAGGCGUCGGCGGCGAAUGGAGUGCUCUUAUCGGUGUACUUCUUCUUCGCCGUCGUGGGUGAGGGCGUUAGUCAGGCGGCGCAGACAUUCUUGCCGGCGCAACUUGGGAAGUUUAAAAAGGCUCUGCAGCUGUCGUUCCGUAUACUGAUCGUGUCGAUGGCCAUCGGCGUCUUCAACGCCGUGCUCAGCGGUUUGCUCCCGACGUUGUUGCCACAGAUGUUCACCAAGAACGCGGCGGUGGUUGAGCUCAUGCUUCAAGCCGUCCCGUUCAUGUCUCUGUCGUUGCUCGCGCACACCGCGUCGAUGGCGAGCGAGGGAUGUCUUCUUGCUGCUCGAGACGGCGUCUUCAUGUCACUGUCGUACAUCCCAAACGCGGCGCUCAGCUGCAUCACACUCGCCGUGUUGCAGGCAGCCGAUUUUGGCGUUCGCUCGUCCUGGAUCGCUCUGUUCCAGUUCCACUGCGUUCGCCUCGUCAUCAACGCCGUCCGCCUCCGCUUCGGCCCGUCACCGCUCAAGCGUGCGCUCGUGCUCCCAAUGCGAGCCAUCGAGCUCGGAAAGUCGGAGGAACCCUUGGCCUCGAUCGACGGUUCUACUCGGACGAUCCCGAACGCGUCGUGA